AUGUUCCUGCUAAAAGAAAGAAGCGAAGCACCAGCUCUCUUCACUGAGAUGAAUGAAUUACAGCGAGCAGGACCUGUAGAAGAAUGGAGGGAGACAGCACGAUGGGUGAAGUUUGAGGAAGAUGUUGAAGAGGGUGGAAACAGGUGGUCAAAACCUCACGUCGCCACUCUUUCACUUCAUUCGUUGUUUCAGCUUAGGUCUUGCCUCCUAAACGGAAUCGUUAUAAUAGACUCAGACUCAACAACGUUAUCUGAUCUUAUUGAGGAAUCUGAAAGGGAUCAAGUGCGCCAGGUUUUAUUGAGACGUCACCGACACCAGUAUGAGCAAGUACUAAAAUUACUUCAUUUACUGUCUACUAAUGGCUCUUUUACUGACGGGCUGUUCCUUACUUUUAUUGUAAUGAUAUUGCAGGCUAAGGGGGCUAAUAAUGGUGUUGGCGGUGGUCAAGGUGGGUUUCUUAACGCUGUUCGUUCUAUAUCUGAUAUGGGAAGGUCGCUGUCGGGUCGUAAUGUUAGUAAAGCCGGUGAAGCUCAGGAAAGCUCUCGUAAAAGCCCAAAUUUGCUAGAAAGUUCGCAUCAAGAUAUCAAAGGUAACAUUCAUUUCAUGAAAAAGCUGCCUCCCGGAGCUGAAGCAUCAAAUGUUCUGGUUGGUGAGGUCGAUUUCUUAACGCACCAUAUAACUGCGCUUGUGCGCUUAAAGACAGCGAGCUUACUUGGAGAUCUUACUGAGGUACCUGUGCCUACGCGAUUCUUUUUUGUUUUAUUAGGACCUACCGGUCAUGCAAGUCAAUAUAGAGGAAUUGGAAGGGCUAUUGCCACCCUUAUGUCUGAUGAAGUUUUUCACGACGUUGCAUACAAAGCUCGAGAUCGUACGGAUUUCUUAGAUGGAGUUGACGAGUUUCUUGAUCAGGAGAAUGGGAUCCAAAUAUUCAGAAAAGAAAAAAUGCAGAAAAUCUAUUAUCAGGAAAAGGAGAUGAAAGUUAAACCGAUAGAAGAUGAAGACGCACAUGGGAAUGACCCAGCGCUGAAACGAACUGGUAAACUUUUCGGAGGUUUAAUUGCGGAUAUAAAACGAAAGGCUCCUUGGUAUAUUUCUGAUUUUACUGAUUCAUUAAAUCUGCAGUGCCUGGCUACAUUCUGCUUUAUGUAUUUUGCUCUGCUCGCUCCCAUUGUUACAUUCGGCGGUCUUCUUGAAGAGGCAACACAUCAGCGAAUGGCGGCUAUGGAAAACCUGUUUGGAGGAGCAAUAUGUGGUGUCUUUUACCACCUGUUUAGUGGGCAGCCGUUGACCAUCAUCGGUUCUACGGGUCCAGUUCUGGUGUUUGAAACAAUCGUAUUUGAAAUAUGUGACACUUGGAAAAUAGAUUACCUUUCCUUCAGGUUUUGGGUGCACGUGUGGACAGCUUUAAUCUUGUUCAUUAUGGUUAUUACAGACGCUAGUUCGCUGGUCUCAUAUAUUACACGUUUUACCGAAGAAUCUUUUGCUACGUUAAUUGCAGUGAUCUUCAUUUACGAGGCUAUUUGUAAGUUAGCUAGAAUCGGGAGCCAACUUGAUGUUGUCAACUACAGUUAUGAUGUGCGUUAUAUUCUUUAUAUUUUUCAGUUACUUUUAUUUUAUGACACUUUUAAUUACUCUGCAGUAUGUUUUGAACAUGACUGCAACUUUUUCCAUGGAAAACUUCAUGGGAAAAACUGCUUUUUUCUUUACGACAAGUUCCUGAUGUCGCUUGUACUCAUGCUGGGUACAUUUUUCUUAGCAAUAACGUUCAAAAAAAUGAGGAACAGCUGCUAUUUUCCAUCCAGAAUUCGACAGAUAUUCAGUGAUUUUGCUGUCAUGAUCUCUAUUGUGAUUAUGACCAGUAUCGAUUUCUUUGUUGGGAUAAAUACACCAAAGUUAAAUGUCCCGAGUUCAUUCAGACCAACCUGGGAAGGAAGAGGUUGGAUUAUUCCACCAUUCAAUGGUAAUCCUUUUUGGACAGCACCCCUUGCAGCUGUACCAGCGCUGCUGGCCUGCAUCCUGAUUUUUAUGGACCAACAGAUUACAACCGUUAUUGUAAAUCGAAAAGAAAAUAAGCUCAAAAAGGGUUGCGGUUACCAUCUUGACCUUUGCGUUUUAUCAGCACUUAUAGUUAUCGUAGGGUUCUUGGGGCUACCGAUAUACGUCGCAGCAACGGUUUUAUCUAUUAACCACGUAAACUCGUUGAAAGUUGAAUCAGAAUCGAGAGCCCCUGGUGAAGUUGCUCAGUUCAUAGGAGUGAGGGAACAACGUGUUACUGGAAUGGUUACAUUUUUGUUUAUCGGGUUAUCUGUAAUGAUGACUGGAUUAUUAAGCCACAUACCAAUGCCAGUGCUAUAUGGAGUUUUCUUGUAUAUGGGUAUUGCAGCUCUCGGAGGGAUACAACUCUUUGACAGAAUCUUAUUAUUAUUUAUGCCAAUGAAAUAUCAGCCUGAUACUAUCUAUAUUCGUCACGUUCCUAUCUCUGUGAUCCACCGAUUUACCUUCUGCCAGGUUGCGUGUCUGGGAGUUUUAUGGACAGUGAAGUCAAUAAAAUCUACGUCUAUAUCGUUUCCUAUAAUGUUAGUCGUAAUGGUUGCUGUUCGUAAGUUCAUGGAAAAAUUCUUCACUGAAAGGGACUUAAAGUACCUGGACGACAAAAUGCCAGAGUUCCAUCUGCGGAAAAAGGAAGACAUGAGUAAAGCCGAGGAAGAGAUUGAUAUUGAUUUGGAAGAAAAUCAAGGAACGAUUCAUGCAGUUAAGACGAAGGCUCAUUUGCAUAUCCCAAUGGCUAGUGGAAACGUCAUCAAGAUUCCAUUGGCGGCUAUUCAGGAACCCUCUCAUAAUAUCAAUAUAUCCAAUGAAGUGAACCAGAGUGGGUUAUGGAAGCAUAUUGCUUCAGAAUCUCAUAUGUCAAUUUGUUAUAGGGACGCCGGCGCGAGUGACAUUAUGAAUGAGAAACCUGAUGAAGCCAUCGAUGACGAAGAAGCAAUAAUGAUAAAUAUUGUACGCCCUUCACCACCUUCUUCAUCAGCUCAGAUAAGUGGUGAAGACGCCCCUUUACUAAGUAAAAAGACGUCAGAAGAACGGUUGUAG
Enterobius vermicularis (human pinworm) is the source of this 3090-nucleotide messenger RNA. NCBI's taxonomy places the organism in Eukaryota, Metazoa, Nematoda, Chromadorea, Rhabditida, Oxyuridae. The record is from the annotation of a GenBank genome assembly.